Hyla sarda is the source of this 1315-nucleotide messenger RNA. It is a transcript of the gene MRPL24, whose product is annotated as mitochondrial ribosomal protein L24. The transcript is spliced from 6 exons. Gene Ontology annotation, biological process: translation. The coding region runs from base 143 to 796 and encodes 217 amino acids. Gene Ontology annotation, molecular function: structural constituent of ribosome; RNA binding. Gene Ontology annotation, cellular component: mitochondrion; ribosome. NCBI's taxonomy places the organism in Eukaryota, Metazoa, Chordata, Amphibia, Anura, Hylidae. The record is from RefSeq and is a predicted model, not a curated record.
CGGAUAUUUCUUUUUUGGAAGAAAAGUGACAGAUCGGAGAGAGAUUUGUAAGUUUCUGUGCGAGUCGGCGGGGGUCACGUGCUAGGGACAGUUCCGGUUUCCGGUGAAGGAGUUGCAUGUAGGAGGUAUCCUCGCUAGAGAAAUGCGUCUCACAGCACUCCUUGCCCUCCCUUCUAAGGUGAUUAAGUUGCCCAGAGAUUACCGUUUUGGUACCAGCCGACCACCUACUGUGGCUGCUCAGAGAAAAAACCCUCCUGGAAAAAGAAGAUCUAUAAUAUUUGUGGAGCCUAUUAGUAAAGAUGAAUGGUCAUAUUUCCGGGGUGACACAGUUGAAGUACUCUAUGGUAAAGACACUGGAAAACAAGGGAAGGUGUCACAGGUUAUAAGAGCCCGCAACUGGGUGUUGAUAGAGAAUCUAAAUACGCAUUAUCGCUAUGUUGGGAGGUCCGGUCAUUACAGAGGAACAUAUGUGGCUAGUGAAGCUCCUCUUCUGGUUAACCAAGUAGCCCUUGUGGAUCCUGAGGACAGGAAGCCAACAGAGGUGGAAUGGCGAUACACAGAAGAUGGUGAGCGUGUGCGAGUGUCAUUACGAACCGGCCGGAUCAUUCCUAAACCUGUUUUUCAGAGAAGAGAUGGGAUUAUCCCUGAGCAGUGGACAGAUGGUCCUAAGGACACCUCUGUAGAAGAUGCUUUGGAGCGAACCUAUGUCCCAUCAUUGAAGACCUUUCAGGAAGAAAUCAUGGAAGUAAUGGAUAUUGUAGAAAACAGACGACACAGGAAAUCCUUCUGGUAUUAAAUGGAUUGGAGCUAUGCAGACUCACAUAUUACAGUUGAGCAUCUGAUCAGCUGUUAACAUAUAUUAGAGAUUUACAAGUCACAAUCAAGCUCUGUCCUGUUAGGUUGGUUAGGAUUACAUAUGUCUGGCAUCUUUUCCCUCUGACGCUGUAGAACAUGUACCAGAAGGAAACUGAUGCUAAAACUGAUCCCAUUCAUUUGAAUGGGACAGUUCACAUUCAUCCGGCACCAGACAGGGAAGCGCAUCUUGCUGCAUUCCCCUGUCCGAUGUUCAGAAACACUGGAUGUUGUCAUCAGUUGUGGCAUCAGUUGCAUCUAGAUUUAAACAGGCUAGAAUUACAUGUCCGUCAUAUGUAAAUCCAAAGUUUGGGGGUUAAUGUUGUCGCCUGGAUCCUUUAUUUCAUUAACCACACAAUGACAACAUUUCUUCAACCUGACCUUUUUUAUUUUUUAUUUUUAAAGAAUUUGGUUACUGUAUUAUAUGUCUACAUCACAAUAAAAUGUAAAGGUGUUCAGUUAA